This is a messenger RNA of Castor canadensis (American beaver), 1207 nucleotides long. It is a transcript of the gene Sfxn1, whose product is annotated as sideroflexin 1. Gene Ontology annotation, molecular function: monoatomic ion transmembrane transporter activity. The record is from RefSeq and is a predicted model, not a curated record. Gene Ontology annotation, biological process: serine import into mitochondrion; monoatomic ion transport. Lineage: Eukaryota; Metazoa; Chordata; Mammalia; Rodentia; Castoridae. Gene Ontology annotation, cellular component: mitochondrial inner membrane.
GGCACCGGGACGGCGCGGGCGGCGGCGGGGACGCGUCUGGGACCAUGUCUGGGGAAGUUCCACUAAACAUCAACAUCAAGGAACCCCGGUGGGAUCAAAGCACCUUUGUUGGGCGCGCCAAUCAUUUCUUCAUGGUAACGGAUCCCAGGAAUAUUCUGUUAACAAAUGAACAACUAGAGAACGCCAGAAAAAUCGUACAUGAUUACAGACAAGGAGUUAUUCCUCCAGGUCUCACAGAGAAUGAGUUGUGGAGAGCCAAGUACGUCUACGAUUCGGCUUUUCAUCCCGACACUGGCGAAAAGAUGAUUUUGAUCGGAAGAAUGUCAGCUCAGGUCCCGAUGAACAUGACCAUCACCGGCUGUAUGAUGACGUUUUAUAGGACCACGCCAGCUGUGCUGUUCUGGCAGUGGAUCAACCAGUCCUUCAACGCUGUGGUCAAUUACACCAACAGAAGCGGAGAUGCUCCCCUCACCAUGAACGAGUUGGGGACAGCUUAUGUUUCUGCAACAACAGGUGCUGUGGCCACUGCUCUAGGACUCAACACAUUGACCAAGCACGUCUCCCCGCUGGUAGGACGUUUUGUUCCCUUUGCUGCUGUGGCUGCUGCUAAUUGCAUAAAUAUUCCCUUGAUGAGGCAGAGGGAACUCAAGGUGGGCAUUCCUGUCACCGAUGAAAACGGGAACCGCUUGGGAGAGUCGGCAAACGCUGCUCAGCAAGCCAUCGUGCAGGUUGUCAUCUCCAGGAUUCUUAUGGCCGCGCCAGGCAUGGCCAUCCCUCCAUUUAUCAUGAACACUCUGGAGAAGAAAGCCUUCUUGAAGAGGUUCCCGUGGAUGAGCGCUCCAAUUCAAGUUGGAUUAGUUGGCUUCUGCUUGGUGUUUGCCACGCCCCUGUGCUGUGCCCUGUUUCCUCAGAAGAGUUCCAUGUCUGUGACAAGCUUGGAAGCCGAGUUGCAAGCCAAGAUCCAGGAGAGCCAUCCUGAAUUGCGGCGUGUGUACUUCAACAAGGGACUGUAACUCAGGGAAAGAAACCUCCAGGGCCAAUCCUGCCCACUGCAGACCUCCUGUCGCUGUGUCAGUGAGGAAAGUCCUGUUUGAGCAGGGUUCUCCCAGUGGCAGAUCCCUUCAAAGAGCCACAUCAGCCUUUUAGUAUCAAACUGCUCUUUAUAACAGCUUGUGGUGCAGGCCAGGUGCCUGCCACCUGCUGGGUC